AUGAGACAAUCGGAUGUGUCCAAUACUUUUCUGCAUGGCACUCUUACUGGAGAUGUCUACGUGGAACAACCUCCAGGGUUCGUGUAUUUUGAGUUUCCCUCUCAUGUAUGUCACUUAAAUAUGUCUCUUUAUAGUCUAAAGCAAGCUCCCAGAGCUUGGUUUGACAAAUUCAGUGGUUUUUUACUCUCUUAUGGGUUUACUCAGUCUAUAUGUGAUCACUCAAUGUUCUUCCACAGUAAGGCAGGUGUUAAAAUGAUAUUACUGGUUUAUGUUGAUGAUAUCAUCCUUGUGGGAAAUUCUGACAGUAACUUGACUUCAUUUAUUUCAACAUUGAAGACUCAAUUUGCUCUGAAAGACUUAGGGCCUCUGUCCUAUUUUCUGGGUAUUGAACCUAAGUUGGAUACUUCUACAAAUUCUCUACUUCUCACUCAAAAUAAAUAUUCUAUUGAAUUACUAAAGAAGUUUGAUAUGCUGGAAUGUAAACCCUGUACAUCUCCUGUUGCUUCUGGCAGAAGGGCAUCUCUAUAUGAUGGUACUUUGCUUGAAGAUUCUGCUUAUUACAGAAGUCUAGUAGGUGCCUUACAGUAUCUUACACUUACCAGGCCAGAUGUAAGCUUUCUUGUCAAUUAUGUUGCUCAAUUCAUGCAUCAGCCCACUGAUGUUCAUCUACAACUUGCUAAAAGGAUCUUAAGGUUCAUUAAGGGGUCUUUGGGUACUGGCAUUACACUUGUUGGAGGUGAUUGUUCUUCCAUCACUGCUUUCACUGAUAGUGAUUGGGCAGGUUUCCCAGAUUCAAGGAAUACUACCAGUGGAUACUGUGUUUUUCUGGGUCAAAAUCUAGUUGCUUGGUCUUCAAAAAAGCAACCUACUCAGUCUCAUUCCUCCACUAAAGCAGAAUACAAAGCUCUAUCUGUAGCUGCUUCUGAAAUUAGGUGGAUUUCUUAUAUUAUGGAUGAAUUAGGAGAUCAUAUCAGGUAUCCUUGCACUAUGUUCUGUGAUAAUAUAGGUGCAGGAAGUUUAACUGCCAAUCCAAUAUGUCAUGCCAGAACAAAACAUGUUGAGCUGGAUUAUCACUCAGUCAGGAGUUUGGUUAUGCUUGGUUUUUCAACAGUUAGAUACAUUCCAUCUUUACAGAAUAUUGUAGAUUUAUUCACCAAGGGAUUACCAAAACAAUUGUUCACUAAAUUGCAGGACAAACUUUUACACUUUCACAGUGUUCAGAUUAAGGGGGACUGUAAGAAUAAGAAAGUAUUCAGCUAA
Molecule: messenger RNA, 1260 nt
Organism: Papaver somniferum (opium poppy)
Lineage: Eukaryota; Viridiplantae; Streptophyta; Magnoliopsida; Ranunculales; Papaveraceae
Exons: 1
Coding region: 1-1260 (419 amino acids)
Source: RefSeq, a predicted model, not a curated record